AUGGAGGAGACGCAACAAAAUGUUCCACCAAUUGAAAAAAUGGAUGAGUCGGAGUUGUUGUUACCUUCUCUUCUAAAGAGAAUAGUGAAAACAGCGGUAGCAGAUGCGAUGCAAGAUGUCUAUCUGAGAUUGGAUAAACUUGAAAGGGAUGCAGAGACAAGCAAAACAAAAGAAAAAGAUAGAGAAGAGGAAGCAACUGGUGAAAAGACAGAUGGUAAAACUGGUUUUGGUGGAGGUGAUUUUAGAGGUGAUUGUGAUACCGGUUUUGAUGGAGGUGAUUAUAGAGGUGUUGCGGAGACCGGUUUGGUGGAGGUGACUAGUGGUGAAAAAGCUGUUGGUGAGAGUGGUCACGAGGCAUUGAAAAAAGAUGGUAUGUUGAAGCUAGUAGCGGAUGUCAAGGAGAUAGAUGUUGGUGACAAGGCUGUUGACGAUGAAAUGGUUGGAGAUGAUGUUGUUGAGACAAAGCCGGGUUUUGGGAACACUGUUAAUGAGAUUUUGAGGACGGAUGAUGUGCUAGGUGUCGUUGAGAAGAGUGUUGAUGAUGAGUUAAGGAGUGGUGUUAAGAAAAGUGUUGAUGGUGAGUUAAGGAGUGGUGAUGAGCCAUCAUGUCUUGAGAAGAGUGUUAUUAAUAAUGAGCCGACUAGUGAGAAUGAGACAGGUGGAGAGAAACGUGUUCAUUUUUUUGUUGAGGGAUCUGGCUUUGAGAAGAGUAGUGAUGAUAAAUCUGAUGAGAUGGCUUGUGGUGAUGAAGUUGUAGGAAGGAAAAGAAAUAUGAGGAUGAAGAACUAUAAUAAGCUGUGUGGUGCUACCGAAAAGGUUAGUGAAGCCAUCAAUUCAUGUCAGUUCGCAUUUUACGAAAGAAAAGGCAAAAAUAGAAAGAAAAAAAAAGAAGGAGAAGGAGAAGGCGAAGGAGAAUGA
This is a messenger RNA of Arabidopsis thaliana (thale cress), 918 nucleotides long. RefSeq lists its product as uncharacterized. Bases 1 to 918 code for a protein of 305 amino acids. The transcript is spliced from 2 exons. Lineage: Eukaryota; Viridiplantae; Streptophyta; Magnoliopsida; Brassicales; Brassicaceae. The record is from RefSeq and is marked reviewed.